AUGCCCGACCAUCCCAUCCCUCGACCCAGCCAUUCUUCCAAGCGGUAUACUUUCCUUUCUCUCGACAGCAGUAAUGCGCCUACAACGGACCGGCCAGAGAAUCUCGACGAAAAGGAUUCCUCGACGGAGAAUGACGCGGACCAUAUUGAGGUGCAGAGAUCCUCGUUGUCACCGAUCGAGUAUCCAAGAGAACUGGACAUUGACCUGGAAACGAGAGGUGAACGUGAGGGAUAUAUACUGGAUGUCAACGUCUUGAAGCAAGUGACUCCGAAAUGGGAGGACUAUCAACUCGCACAAGAUGGAAAGACUGUGCUCAUACCCCAGCCGAGCUUGGAUCCAACUGACCCUCUCAACUGGAGCUGGUGGAAGAAACAUACUGUGCUCCUUCUCAUCGCCUGGGCGGCCUUCUUACCCGAUUAUGGCAGUGCUACCGGAGCUGUGACCCUCAUUCCUCAAGCAAAGUAGGUUUCCAGGACACUGCAGAGUUCCCUGUACUUACAUACUGCGAUGUAGGGUUUGGGGCAUUACGCCGGAUAAGGUCAACCACUCGCAGGCGGGUAAUGUCUUCAUGCUGGGUGCGGCAGGUCCAAUUGUUGUUGCACUGUCAGCCUACUUUGGUCGUUUGCCUGUUCUCUUCUGGUUCAUAUUCCACUCGAUUUGGACUGCUGCCGGAUGCGCUGGAGCAAAGACUUUCAACACCUUCUUUACCUUCCGUGUCCUGAACGGCUUCUUCUCAACUGUUGCUCAAGGCGGGGGUGUAAUGUUCAUAAAAGACGUGAGCAUGCGCAUGCGCUGGCGAUGGCCCCAAUUAAAGUGUCUCUGCUUACCGACUUGGGCCUACAGAUGUUUUACGUGCACGAACGUGCGCGAAAGAUCAAUGUUUGGGCCACCUUCUUCAUUCUCUCACCGGUAAGCUUUCCAACAUCCUGCAUUCGUAGCGAGAUUCCACUGACCGAAACCAAGUAUUUUGGACCGCUGAUAGCGGCUUUUAUCAUCACAACUCAGAAUUGGGACGUAGCAUUUUGGGUAUUCACUGCCAUGGUCGGUCUCUGUUUCAUCCUCAUCAUCCUCUUCGGCGACGAGACUUUCUACAACAGGAAGGUGCCUCCCGAGCAACGUCCUGGACGAGCACCUGGUGUAGGCGGGCGGAUCUCGCGACUCAUUGGAAUUGAGCAAUGGCGUUCUCGCAGACAAUGGAGCUCCUUCAAGCAGGCGUGUAUGAGGCCCGUCAUUGUCCUUCUGAAGCCGACGGUCUUCCUGUCCUGCACAUUCUACCUCUUCACCUUUGCGUGGGCAGUGGGGAUCAACACCACCCUGACGAUAUUUGUCACUCCCCUAUACGACUUUGGACCGAAGCAGAUUGGAUAUUUCUAUUUCACCCCGGUCGUCGCUGCAUGCUUGGGAGAGAUGGUUGGGUAUGGCCUUCACGAUCAGCUUGCGCGAUUCUUGACACGGCGCAACCCGGAGCACAAGCUGGAGCCUGAAUACCGGUUGAUGGCUAUCUCCUUUAGUACGCCAUUCGCUGUCACUGGGCUUGUAGUAGUGGGCUUCGCGCUUGAAAAUGCGUGGCAUUACAUGGUGACGGCUGUCGGCUGGGGUUUAUAUGUCUUCGUGAGUCUUCUCUGGAUGCAUUCUCACAUGGAUGAUUGCAAGAGCUGAUGCGGAUCCAGGGCAUGAUGGUGACAUCGGUGGCUCUCACCUCGUACAACUUGGACUGCUAUCCCGAAGGUGCCGGGGAGACCGGUGCCUGGCUGAACUUUGCCCGAACGACUGGCGGCUUCAUCGUAUCCUACUUUCAAGUCGACUGGGCGAAGGCUCAAGGCACCAAGAAGAGCUUCAGCAUCCAGGCCGGCAUCUGUGCGGCGGCGUAUUUUGUCGUUGUGUAUCUCCAGAUAUACGGCAAGAGGCUGAGAGAGCGUGCUGGCCCUCUACAGUUCAAGACUGACUGA
Messenger RNA from Lecanosticta acicola, 1949 nucleotides. The record is from the annotation of a GenBank genome assembly. NCBI's taxonomy places the organism in Eukaryota, Fungi, Ascomycota, Dothideomycetes, Mycosphaerellales, Mycosphaerellaceae.